Penaeus chinensis is the source of this 1691-nucleotide messenger RNA. RefSeq lists its product as uncharacterized. The record is from RefSeq and is a predicted model, not a curated record. Bases 36 to 980 code for a protein of 314 amino acids. Lineage: Eukaryota; Metazoa; Arthropoda; Malacostraca; Decapoda; Penaeidae. The transcript has 2 exons.
GGAGUCACAAAAGUGGGCGCUACUCUAGAGUAAACAUGGAGCCGGUGUAUCUGCUCACUUUAUUACUCGUGUGUUGUUUUAGUUGUGACAGUGCUGUUGUUGGCGAAGAAAACUACAAAGAUUGUUUUGCCUCUGAUUCUGUACUCAAGUGUGAUUUCAUUGAAAGCACUCAGGAUGUCCGGAUGGACGAAAGAGUGAACAAGUUCCAGACGGUGCUGGUGAUGAACGCCGGCCAGCUGCUGCUCCAUCCUAGCGUGUGCACGAGCGUCAGCCUGUACCACAUAGGCUCCGUCAUGUUCACUAGCACCAGCCAGAAGGCCGCGAACUGCAGCGGGAAGGCCCUCCACCUACACAAUGUCACAGUGGAUCAGAUCCCGCCUUACCUAGAGAUGAUCAGUCUGGAAAACUCGCGACUCACGGGAACUUUCCUCUCGCAGCCCCACCUGAAGAAGGUCAAGGUGGUCAACUCGUGGCUGAGGCACUUCGACCUGGACACCGUCAUGAGCGGAGCUUCUGAGGUGCGGCUGCACAGGACCAACAUCACGACGCUCAACAGACUCCACAUGGCUGGGCGAUCCAAGCUCUUCAUAACGGAUUCGAGGGUUCAAAAAGUGUCCGAAAAAGCUAUAGAUUUCUCUGAAAACGCCAGCGUUGAGGUAAUGCGCUCAGUGUUUCAAGACGAUUCUACCGAAAUUGCAGUUCAUAACUACAAGAUAGGUAUAUUAUUAGCCAAUAUUACUGGAUCGUGGAAAAUCAACUAUAAGUGUUGGGACACUCAGGAAACCCAUGAAACAACUGUUAAUAAAUACUUCUCAGACGGACGAAUAGGAAAGCAGAAUGAUUUUCCCUUACAAGUUCUCUUAGGUGUGUUGGGUGUGCUGCUUGCGAUAAGCGUUUCCUAUAACUGCUAUACCUGGAGGGGAAGUAGAAAGGUAAAAGUGAAAGCGAAAGAGGAAAUUAAAACCUUAAUGGAAGCUUAGGAAGAUCCUGGACCGAGAUUGUAAAUAGUGAUAAAUAUGUAAGCAUCAGAUAAAAUAAUUCAAAAUGUAAACAACGCAGUCAUAGAUUAAAUACCCAUAUUUUUCUUGUGCAUUGUAUAUUCAGAAUAUAAAUAGCUUUCACGUUAAGGGAAUUUCGAAGCAUUUGUAAUUUUAAUAAUACCGUGGGCUCUAUAUUCAUUUUUAGCGGCCUUUCUCUCUGUUUUAGUCACACUUCAGAUGAGGCAUAUCUUACAAAGAUAAAAUUGAAUGUCUGUGCUAUCCAUAUCACUCUUUUGUAAAGCAUUGUGAAUCAUAUUAUUUACAUUAUGUAAAGAAUAACAAACUUUUCAUCAUGUCAAUCGAAAUCAUACAAAUUAUCUGUAAUUCGUCAAUAUAUUGGGUUUAUGAUUUUUACUUUACCAGAUAUGUUGACCGACAGUAAAUUAUCUCGGUUUCCUGUGCUAGCAUUCCUUUAAUUCACGUGCUUUUUUCAGAUUUGAUAUAUAUAUAUAUAUAUAUAUAUAUAUAUAUAUAUAACAUCACCCAUGAUUUUUGCAUCUUUGUGUAUAGGCCAGUUCUAUUUAGAACAAAUAUAAUAACAUUCAAAUCCAUUUUGUGAAGACUGAUAUUUGCUAAUAGACGUUCAUCUACACGCGUUUAUGUAUUGCAAUGUGCACACACACACACACACACACACACACACACACACAC